AAUGACUCUCUACAGGACAGAUAGUGCACUAUAGAGGGCGUAGAAGCCUUUCAUUCAUGUACGCGAUAUUGUACUUCUAUAGGAUUUACUGAGUAGGAUACAGGUUUAUGUUCGUUAAAAACAAAAAAACAAAAACCUUAUCUCUAUCCAUUCUUAAUUCCGGUGUGUUAGUGUAGCAAGUCGCCAUCACUGACCGCGCAGAGGUGAAACACACACAUACACACAUACACACACACAGCAGGACUAACACUAGCACAUCCACGUCAGGACUCCAUACUGCUUUAAAGUCACCGUGGAAACCCUGUCCACCACCCCGAAGCGGUUCAGCAUGAGCAGGGAGACACACUGCCGCUGUUUCCGCUAGUAAUCCGCUCAGUUUCCGCCAUGAGCUCGGACACGGAGGCAGAGAGCUGGGCCGAGUGCCUGGAUGUGGCCGUGAGGACAGCGCUCAGAGCCGGCCAGUGGUCCUCUCUCCCUCUCAGAUGGUCCGCGUGUCCGUGAUGCAAGAGAAGCGUGUGAGCAGUAAAAGCACUCCUACAGACCUGGUGACAGAGGCUGACCAGCACGUGGAGGAGCUGAUCAUCUCCACACUCAGGGAGAAGUUUCCCUCACACAGGUUUAUUGGAGAGGAAUCGUCUGCUGCAGGAGAGAAGUGUGUUCUCACAGAUAACCCUACAUGGAUAAUAGAUCCUAUUGAUGGCACCUGUAAUUUUGUUCACAGUUUUCCCAUGGUUGCAGUAAGCAUUGGCUUUGCAGUAAAGAAACAGCUGGAGUUCGGUGUCAUAUACCACUGUUUUGAUGGAACGUUAUACACAGGCAGGAGAGGUCACGGGGCAUUCUGCAAUGGAGUCCGACUCCACGUUUCAAAGGAGAAAGAUGUUUCCAAAGCUCUCAUUCUAACAGAGAUUGGGGCAAAGCGAGAUCCUCUCACACUGGAUGUCUUUUUGGGGAAUAUGAAGCAGCUGCUGAGUACACCAGUCCACGGAGUGAGGAUCAUAGGCAGCUCAACUCUAGCACUCUGUCAGGUUGCGUCCGGAGCAGCCGAGGCUUACUACCAAUAUGGUCUGCACUGCUGGGACAUCGCUGCAGCAGCACUUAUCAUCACUGAAGCAGGCGGCUGUGUGAUCGACACCACAGGGGGUCCUCUUGAUCUCAUGUCCCGCCGUGUUGUAGCUGCUGGUUCCCAGGAGAUAGCAGAUUACAUCGUCCAGCAGCUCAAGCCAAUCAGCUACGGGCGUGAUGACGAUGACCCCUGACCCAGUGACCAGCCUUGAGCCCUUCAUCAGCAAAUCUCAGCCUUUUACCUCAAAUCCCUACAAUCCUGCCAUGUUAUCUGCAGUGUCUUUUAUGCAAUGCUCUUUUUUUAUAGAGUUUCUGAUUUUUUUUCGUCACUCCACCGGAGGACUACAGUAAUGCCUUAUAUUGCAGUGCUUUUUCCUGAGGAAAUAUAUGAGUGAAUAAACUGAACCUAAUUACUUACUGCACUGCACAUUCCUGAGCAUUAGUAAGGAUUUUAGAAACUAGGUCCCAUUAUGCAAUUCAUGUAUUUACUCAGGAAUUAAACAAGUCUUUUGUAAUCUAAGGCUUUAACUUAUGUAAGAAAAAGUAACCACUGUAUAAUGACACAAAAUGAAAGAUAAUGUAAACAUAUAAAAAAUUAUCAUUAUUGUGUUUAUUUAUUAAUACCAGUGUGAACAUCUUUGCUUAUGUAGUUUACUGUGUUGUGUGUUGCAUGGUCAACAAAGUUCAGUGUAUUCCUACAGCUUCAGAUUUACUCUAGGUUUGGAACAGACGAGUGUUUUUCAUACAUGUUCUUCUGUAGCAAAUGAAAAAGCACUGAAUAUAAGGAAUUGAGGUUCCCUGCUGUGGGUCCAGCAUUUUAUUAUAGUGAAUAAUGCACCAUAAUAAUCGUAGUGUAGCUCCCAUAAAGCCUUCACCAUGUGGCAGGAAUAUGAAGUGGAUUAUUCUCUAUACUGUAAAGCCACAGCACCUGUGAAUAAAUAGACGCUGUAGAUAGAACAUUCAGGAGUAAUUUCACUUGGAUUAAAUGGUUCAACCACAAACAACUUUCAGGAAAUUUUCACUGUAUUCACUGUAACAGCUUACAAUGAUUACAGUUUACCAUUUAGUAACCCAUGCUCCAUUUAUGUAGACUCCAUAUGGACUAAUCCACUACUUUGCCUGUGAAUUUGAAUGAUCUAAUCAGCCAAUCAUAGCGCAAUGCACAAAAUCAUGCAGAUACAAAUUAACAGCUUCAGUUAUUGUUCACAUCAAACAUCAGAAUGAAGAAAGAAUGUGAUCUUGGUGACUUUGACCGUGGUUGUUUGUGCCAGAUAGGCUAGUUUGAGUAUUUCAAAAAUUGAUGAUGUGGAAUUUUUCACAUGCAACAGUCUCUCAGGUUUACACAAACUGGUGCAAAAAACAAAAACAGUUCAUAGAAAAUUUGUUCUUUUCCAAUUUUCAGCUGUCUAGUUUCGGUAAUCCUGUGCCCAUGACAGUGUUCAGAUUCCUGUUCUUGGCUGACAGUUGCAGAACCUGAUGUGAUCUGCUGUUAUAGCCCGUCCGCCUCAUAUGUAUUUCGGUUUCUUGGUGAUGUAUCAGUGUAUAUCAGGGAUACUUUUCUGCUCAAGAGUUGUUGUAAAGAGUUACCAUAUCCCUCCAGUCAGCUUGAACCAGUGUGGCUAUUCUCCACUGACCUACACACAACAAGGCCUUUCUGCCCUCAGAAUUUCUGCUCACUGGAUGUUUUUUUGUUUUUCACACUAUUCUCUGUAAACUCUAGAGACUGUUGUGUGUUUAAAGGACAAUGGGUAGACCCAUUGAUAAGAUUAUACACCCUUGGUGUAGACUGUAAAUACUGAACUGUAAUUAAAGUUUUAAUCUGAAUUUGAGUGACCAGCCAUUAGUGUACUUGGCUCUCACAUGAAGGGGAUAAGCUGUUUUAAUAUUCACGGUUUACCUUUUUAUGAAUUUUAUAAUGAGCCACUACACAAAUAACAAUUUGUCUCCUUUCAGGGCAGUACCUGUGUGUGUGUGUGUGUGUGUAUGUUAGAUGAGCAUUCCUCACUGAUCCCAUCUUGUUGUGAACUGAACACUAAUGUACACAUAGUACUGCUCUUUUAUUGCCUACAAUGUUAGCACCUGUAUGAAUUUCAGGUGGUCAUACAGUCAAUAUCCAGUGUGUGUUUCAAUUGAAUUAUAAAUAAAGUUUGAAGACAGUUUAACAAGUUUGAUGA
Molecule: messenger RNA, 3236 nt
Organism: Pangasianodon hypophthalmus (striped catfish)
Lineage: Eukaryota; Metazoa; Chordata; Actinopteri; Siluriformes; Pangasiidae
Gene: impa2
Product: inositol monophosphatase 2
Exons: 8
Coding region: 483-1256 (257 amino acids)
Biological process (GO): signal transduction; inositol metabolic process; phosphatidylinositol phosphate biosynthetic process
Molecular function (GO): inositol monophosphate 1-phosphatase activity
Source: RefSeq, a predicted model, not a curated record